CAGGCCCUGACAGCCGGCCAGCCGCGGAUGCUUGCGGGUGGGCUGGGCCCGCCGCUGCGUGGGAGGAGGGCUGCAUUAUUUCCCGCUAGGGCCGGGCGCGGCGGGAGGAAGGGCCCUGCCCGCCCUCUGAGCCCCGGACGGCGCGCGCUGCGGAGCCGGCAGGGCCUGGGCGCGCACUUGGCGGCGGCGCGGCGUCCCCAGGCCGGGGCCGGGCGCUCUCCCACGCUCGCUCCCCUCCCCCUCCCCUUCCUUCCUUCCCCUGGGCGCUCCCAGGAGCGGUGGGCGGACGCGAGCCGCGGCGGGCGCCCGAGCUUUGUGUGCGCCCGCGGACCCCGGGCGAGCCUUGGGCGGCCCAACUUUGCCGCUCCUGACCGGCUCCCGAGCGGGAGUUGUGAGGCGUGGCCGGUGGAGGAGGCGCUUGGGGGGGCGUGGGACUCCCCAGCUGGCGGGAGGGACGGAGCAAGCCGCGCUGGACAAUGAGCUGGGCAGCUCCAAGCUGCAGCCACUUUUAGGUGGGGGCGUGGGUCGGCCGGCGCCUCCGCGGCUCAGCAGCCUCACCUGCGAGGAGAGGGCGGGAUGCCCGAGCCAGGUGUGCCGCUGCUUUAAGGCCCCGCGCAGCCGGACGUCCCUGCACCGCUGCUCGCAUUGCCUCUAGGCUGCCUGGAACGGGUUUUUGAGGAAAGCUUUCUGAGCAGCCGCGAUGGCCAGCACCAGGAGUAUCGAGCUGGAGCACUUUGAGGAGCGGGACAAAAGGCCGAGGCCGGGGUCUCGGAGAGGGGCGCCCAGCUCCUCCGGGGGCAGCAGCAGCUCGGGCCCCAAGGGGAACGGGCUCAUCCCCAGCCCGGCGCACAGCGCCCACUGCAGCUUUUACCGCACGCGGACCUUGCAGGCCCUCAGCUCGGAGAAGAAGGCCAAGAAGGCGCGUUUUUACCGGAAUGGGGACCGCUACUUCAAAGGCCUGGUCUUUGCCAUCUCCAGCGACCGUUUCCGGUCCUUCGAUGCGCUCCUCAUGGAGCUCACCCGCUCCUUGUCGGACAACGUGAACCUGCCCCAGGGCGUCCGCACCAUCUACACCAUCGACGGCAGCCGGAAGGUCACCAGCCUGGACGAGCUGCUGGAAGGUGAGAGUUACGUGUGUGCAUCCAACGAACCUUUUCGUAAAGUUGAUUACACCAAAAAUAUUAAUCCGAACUGGUCUGUGAACAUCAAAGGUGGGACGUCCCGUACCUUGGCCACCACUGCCUCUGUGAAAAGUGAAGUCAAAGAAAGUAAAGAUUUCAUCAAACCCAAGUUAGUGACUGUGAUUCGAAGCGGAGUGAAGCCUAGAAAAGCCGUGCGGAUCCUUCUGAAUAAAAAGACUGCUCAUUCCUUUGAACAGGUCUUGACUGAUAUCACCGAAGCCAUUAAGCUAGACUCAGGAGUGGUCAAGAGACUCUGCACCCUGGAUGGAAAGCAGGUUACUUGUCUUCAGGACUUUUUUGGUGAUGAUGAUGUUUUUAUUGCAUGUGGACCUGAAAAAUUCCGUUACGCCCAGGAUGACUUUGUCUUGGAUCACAGCGAAUGCCGUGUCCUGAAGUCAUCUUAUUCUCGAGCCUCAGCUGUUAAAUAUUCAGGAUCCAAAAGCCCUGGGCCCUCUCGUCGCAGCAAAUCACCAGCUUCAGUCAGGAGGGGAGGCCACCACUCCAGUGCCUAUUCUGCAGCCAAGUCCCCAGUCAAUGGAACUCCCAGCAGCCAACUUUCUACUCCUAAAUCUACGAAAUCCUCCAGUUCCUCUCCGACUAGCCCAGGAAGUUUCAGAGGAUUAAAGCAGAUUUCUGCUCAUGGCAGAUCUUCUUCCAAUGUGAAUGGUGGACCUGAAAUUGACCGUUGCAUGAGUCCUGAAGGUGUGAAUGGAAACAGGUGCUCUGAAUCAUCAACUCUUCUGGAGAAAUACAAAAUUGGGAAGGUCAUUGGUGAUGGCAAUUUUGCAGUAGUCAAAGAAUGCAUGGACAGAUCCACUGGAAAGGAAUUUGCUCUGAAGAUUAUAGAUAAAGCCAAGUGUUGUGGAAAGGAACACCUGAUUGAGAACGAAGUGUCAAUACUGCGCAGAGUGAAACACCCCAACAUCAUCAUGCUCGUCGAGGAGAUGGAAACGGCCACUGAGCUCUUUCUGGUGAUGGAACUGGUCAAGGGUGGAGAUCUCUUUGAUGCAAUUACGUCUUCGACCAAGUACACGGAGAGAGAUGGCAGCGCCAUGGUGUAUAACUUGGCCAACGCCCUCAGGUACCUCCAUGGCCUCAGCAUCGUGCACAGAGACAUCAAGCCAGAGAACCUCUUGGUGUGUGAAUAUCCUGAUGGAACCAAGUCUUUAAAACUGGGAGACUUCGGGCUGGCCACUGUGGUGGAAGGCCCUCUGUACACAGUCUGUGGCACGCCGACUUACGUGGCCCCUGAAAUCAUCGCUGAGACGGGCUAUGGCCUGAAGGUGGACAUUUGGGCGGCUGGCGUGAUCACGUACAUACUUCUGUGUGGAUUCCCACCAUUCCGAAGUGAGAACAAUCUCCAGGAAGACCUCUUCGACCAGAUCUUGGCUGGGAAGCUGGAGUUUCCAGCGCCCUACUGGGAUAACAUCACGGAUUCGGCCAAGGAACUAAUAAGUCAGAUGCUUCAGGUAAACGUUGAAGCUCGAUGUACUGCGGGACAAAUCUUGAGUCACCCCUGGGUGUCAGACGAUGCUUCCCAGGAGAACAACAUGCAAGCUGAGGUCACAGGUAAACUAAAGCAGCACUUUAAUAACGCGCUUCCCAAACAGAGCAGCACCACCACCGGGGUCUCUGUCAUCAUGAACACGGCUCUAGAUAAGGAGGGGCAGAUCUUCUGCGGCAAGCACCGUCCGGACGGCAGCCGGCCGGCCGAGCAGACCCCGCCAGCGCCCGCCUCGGCCCCCGAGCCCCCUGCCCCUCCGGAAUCCCCCGCGGCCGCCGGCCCCGCUGCUGCCAGGGGCGGGGAGCGGGCGGGGACGUGGCGCCGCCACCGAGACUGAGCCCUCUGCUGCAGAGGGGCCUAGGCCACCCGCCGUGCCCGGAAGGCGCCUCUUCUGCCGGCCCUGCUGCGCCCUACGCCGAGGGAGCCUCUCCUGACUGCUCGUUUCUCAGUUUGCUGGCACCUUCCGUGGGCCGCCUGGGGACCAGGAGCCCGCGCUGCAGCCAGUGACAGACAGGCUCGGCCUCGCCCUGCACUCUGGGCUCCGCCUCUGGCUCCUGGAGGCGUCGCAGGCCCUGUCGGCCGGGAGAUGACAUUCCGAGGGCCUGGGUUGAACUGGCCGCUUCACCCAGAGACCGCAGCGGUUCUCGGGCACUCGGGGAACCUGGGCACUCGGAUGACCCAAGCCCCUGGGGAGCUCUUCUUCGAGGACACUUUUUCUUACAAAGGACCCAGGCCUGCAUUUGUCCCUUCCUGACAGUCCUGUGAAAGAUGACAUGACACCUUCUCUGCUGAGGGAGACUGGCGGGACUGGCUUCCGGAUAAAAGCAAUGACCACCUAAGAGGACAAUCCUGUCAUUGGUCACUAAUUGCAGACUGCCAAGUUGUUCAGGUACCUGAGGAAGCAACCGGGCCAGUGGUGGAGGCGCUGGGUCACCUGAGACCAGGUGGGCUAUUUAUUUGUACGGGAACCCAGGAGGCCACCUCUUCCUGGAGACGUGGUUUUCCCAGCUUCUCCAUGGCCUGUUAAGAAGUUCGACUGAGACUGUUUUCAGGAUCUUUGGCGGCAGGCUAGGCACCUGUGGCAGAUGUCCCCUCUCCUCAGCAAGGCAGCCCCGCGUGGAACACAGCAAACCUGGGGUCGAGUCCCCUCCGGGCUCCUCUCAUCAGCUGCUUUUCAUCAGGAGCCAGCCAGGACCUCAGCAGAGGGACUCGCCUGAGCACAGCCAGGACCCGUGGGAAGGUGCUCCUCGACAUCCUGACAUCCUGUUCAUGAACCUUCUGGAAGGCUGCUGGCAGUUUUUCCUUCUUUUCCACCACUCUGCUCUUUUUAAUAAUUGUACAUAACCCGCGUAUUUGUUUUACCUGUUCAUCUUCUAAGCUGGGGCGGGGGGUGCGUAGUUUAUCUCAUUGUUAGGUUUUUUGCCUUCUUACAAGUGUCCCCAACCUGCAAUAAAUUCUUCCCUCUUCAGAAAAGGCCAUCAGAGAU
This is a messenger RNA of Sciurus carolinensis (gray squirrel), 4171 nucleotides long. RefSeq names its product doublecortin like kinase 2 (gene Dclk2). The transcript is spliced from 17 exons. The record is from RefSeq and is a predicted model, not a curated record. Lineage: Eukaryota; Metazoa; Chordata; Mammalia; Rodentia; Sciuridae. Gene Ontology annotation, molecular function: protein kinase activity; ATP binding. Gene Ontology annotation, biological process: intracellular signal transduction; protein phosphorylation. Bases 701 to 3022 code for a protein of 773 amino acids.